Molecule: messenger RNA, 6423 nt
Organism: Mytilus trossulus (common blue mussel)
Lineage: Eukaryota; Metazoa; Mollusca; Bivalvia; Mytilida; Mytilidae
Product: transcription initiation factor TFIID subunit 1-like
Exons: 42
Coding region: 149-5701 (1850 amino acids)
Biological process (GO): transcription by RNA polymerase II; RNA polymerase II preinitiation complex assembly
Cellular component (GO): transcription factor TFIID complex
Molecular function (GO): histone acetyltransferase activity; RNA polymerase II general transcription initiation factor binding; TBP-class protein binding
Source: RefSeq, a predicted model, not a curated record
CUCACAGAUGGCGCCAUCGACAUCCGUCAAUAUUCAAUACAUGAAAAUAGUUGUUUGCAAUAAACUAGUACAAUUUAAACACCGACAGGCACAUUUACAAAUUAAAAACAUUAGGGAUGUAACAUUUUAAAACAUAAAAACCUCCAUCAUGGAUGAUGAUGAUGAGGACAAGUCUAUUUCUCUCACUGGGUUUCUGUUUGGUAACAUUGACACCAAAGGAGAGCUUGAUGAAGAUUUUCUAGAUGAGGAAUCAAAGAGACAUCUUGGAUCCCUUGAACUUCUUGGUGGUAUUGGGUCUAUGGUCAAGGAGAUAACUGAUUCUGAAGAUGGAGAUAGAAGUGAUUCACUUGAUGGAGGAGAUAACUAUAGUAACAAAGCCUCUACAGCAGUUGACUACUCUGAUAUAAAUGAGACUGUAGAGGAGGAUGAAGAACAGCGAUCGUUUGCUUUUGUUGGAAAUGAAACAGGUGAAUAUGAAGAUAAAGAUUCUAGACUUAUGCCACCUCCAUCAUGGCUGCCACAAACACCGAAGGCAGAAAAUGAGGCAGGAAUUAUCUCCCCUGAUAAAAACUCUGCCAACAAGUAUCAUACCCCACUUGCUUCACUGAGACCACCAGAGUUAUCCAAUGUAGAUGUAACUGAACUGUUCCCAGAAUUCAGACCAGGCCAGGUCUUGAGAUUUUCUAGACUAUUUAAGCCAGUACAUGUUCCACAUCUUUAUAAAAAGAAAAAGAAGAAGAAAACAGAAGAUGGAAAGGAUGAUAAACAUCCUGAUGGAAGGAAAGAGGAGUAUAAAGAGGAAAAACUAGAGAAUGUUUACGAUGCUGAUGUUGAUGAGGACAAGAAGGAUUUAUCUCACAUGACAGCCGCCCAGAGAAUCAUGCAUGGUCUAGAGAACCAGGACAGUGGUAUAGAGGAUAGGUCUUCACCCAGUGAGGAAGAGGAUUGGUCAGAGGAAGAGAUGGAGGAUACUUUCCAACUUAACCUUGGUCGACCUGCAAGACCUGAGGAGAUUAUGUCGGAUGAUGAGGAGAAGUUAAUGAAGCCUAUAGAGGCAAAAACUACCUCAGGUCAACAGUUAGUUGCAGGUGAGGUAGAGGAGAAGGCAGAGGUAGCUCCUUGGAGGUAUGGUCCUGCUGCUUAUUGGUACGAUAUGUUAGGGGUCGAUGAAACGGGAGACAACUUUGAUUAUGGAUUCAGACUUAAACAGAAAUCUCAAUCUGACCAAGAAGAUAUUCCAUCAGAUGAUGCAUUUGAGGAUGAAGCUUACUUGAUGGUGACCCAGUUGCACUGGGAAGAUGACAUUAUAUGGAAUGGAGAGGAAGUCAAACAAAAAAUUCUAAAUUCAUCCAAACAGAAGGCAAUGUCAGCAGGCUGGAUACCUAGUACAACUUUCAGAACAGCUACACAAUUCACACAGCAGGGUAAACCAGGAGAAGGAUAUACAGGCAUGGUUCCUAAGUUUCCACAGUUACCUGGUUAUUCUAAGACCAUUCCAGGGAUAUCUCCCAUGUUUCACCAUGGACAGAAAGAAUCAGAUGAUAAAAAUCAAGAAUGGUUUUCUAUAUUUCCAAUAGAGAACUAUGAACUUAUAUAUGGCAGAUGGGAAGAUGAUAUCAUAUGGGAUGCUCAGAACAUGGAUAAGAUUCCUAAGCCUAAGAUUCUAACACUGGACCCUAAUGAUGACAAUAUUAUAUUGGAAAUACCUGAGGAUAGAGACCCUAAUGCUAAAGAAGAGCCUUUGAAGAAAGAAAAGGAAAUAAAGAAAUCUAAGUUACUUCUAGGAAAGGCAGGACUUAUUAAAGAUGAUGAAGAAGAUGAUGAGGACCAGACAACUCCAAAUAUGCCCGUCAAAGAUCCAUUUAAUUUGUCCAACGAUGAGUAUUACAAUCCUAAACUGUUAGAAUCCGCAUUGAAAGGAACCAUGGGAUCUAGUCUAAUACAGCAUUCCACUCCUGGCCUUGAGCUUCGUCAGCCAUUCUUCCCCACACAUAUGGGACCUAUCAAGUUACGACAGUUUCAUCGUCAUCCAUUGAAGAAAUACUCCCAUGGUCCGGUAGCAACAAAAGGUCCACAUUAUGUUACACCAUUACUUAAAACAAUCAAACGCAAAGCAAGGUUGAGAGACCAGGAGAGACAAGCCUUUGGUGGAGGAGACAUAUUCUUCAUGAGAACUCCACAAGACCUCACCGGAAUGGAUGGAGAUCUAUUUUUAGCAGAAUAUUCUGAGGAACAUCCUCCUCUCAUCAACCAAGUUGGCAUGGCAACCAAGAUUAAAAACUAUUAUAAAAGGAAACCCGGCAAGGAUUCCAAUCCUCCAGUAUUUAAGUUUGGAGAGUUAGCCUAUGCCCAUACUUCACCCUUCCUUGGUUCUCUGGUACCGGGUCAAAGUCUACAGGCAUUUGAAAACAAUAUGUACAGAGCACCAAUAUAUGAACAUGAUGUCCCUCAGACAGAUUUUCUUAUCAUUAGGAACAGACAGGGGUACAAUAUCCGUGAAGUGAACACAAUUUACGCUAUUGGGCAAGAAUGUCCUAUGACAGAAGUUCCUGGACCUAACUCAAAACGAGCCAAUAACUUUAUAAGAGACUUCUUACAAGUGUUUAUAUAUAGAUUGUUUUGGAAGAGUAAAGAUAAUCCUAGAAGGAUUAAGAUGGAUGAUAUCAAAAAGGCAUUCCCGUCACAUUCUGAAAGUAGUAUUAGAAAACGUCUCAAGUUAUGUGCAGACUUUAAAAGAACAGGUAUGGACUCUAAUUGGUGGGUGUUGAAACCAGAUUUCCGUUUACCUACAGAGGAUGAAAUGAGAGCAAUGGUAUCUCCUGAACAAUGCUGUGCUUAUUAUAGUAUGUUGUCUGCUGAACAGAGGUUAAAGGAUGCUGGUUAUGGAGAGAAAUCCUUGUUUGCUGUGGAUGAGAAUGAUGAUGAAGAUACACAGAUGAAGCUUGAUGAUGAGGUCAAAACAGCUCCAUGGAAUACAACUAGAGCUUAUAUAGGUGCAAUGAAGGGGAAAUGUCUCCUGGAUCUGUCUGGACCAGCAGACCCAACAGGUUGUGGGGAGGGAUUCUCUUAUGUUAAGGUGCCCAACAAGCCUCAGCCUAGAGAUGAAGGAAAGGAUAAUACCCCUGUGAAAAAAACUGUGACGGGAACAGAUGCCGAUCUCAGAAAACUACCUCUCAAAGAUGCUAAACAACUGCUGAGGAAGUUUGGUGUGCCUGAAGCAGAGAUGAAGAAGUUAUCUCGAUGGGAAGUUAUAGAUGUUGUGAGAACGAUGUCAACAGAGCAAGCUAAGGCUGGUCAGGAUAUAAAAGGUGGUAUGGGAAAGUUUGCCAGAGGUAACAGGUUCUCCGUAGCAGAACAUCAAGAGAGAUAUAAAGAGGAAUGUCAGAGGAUAUUUGAUGUACAAAACAGAGUUCUGGCUUCCACUGAGGUUCUCUCAACAGAUGAAGAUUCAAGUUCUGCUGAUGAAUCAGAUUUUGAAGAAAUGGGUAAAAAUCUGGAGAGUAUGCUUUCAAACAAGAAAACAAGUUCUCAGUUAAGUCAUGAAAGAGAAGAACAGGAAAGAAAAGAAUUACACAAGAUGUUAUGUGGAGGGGAUGACCCUAAAGACAAAGGGAAGAAAAGAAAAGAUGACAGUGAUUCAACACCAUCGAUUAGUGGUAAGAAAUUGAAGAUAACAAGAACAUUUAAAACAGAUGAUGGUAAAGUGUUCAUCAGGACAGAAUGGGUCACAAAGCCUGUUAUCAUUGAUACAUACUGUAAGAUCAGAGAGAAAAAAGAUCCUAACUUUAUUAAACAAGUUGCUGCUAUGGAUGAUCAGCUGAAGGAAGAAAUGAGAAGAGAAAAGAGAAGAUUACAGGAAAGAUUGAGGAGAAUAAAGAGAAAUGAAGAAAGAGAUAAGUUUAAUCCACCAUCAGCUAAAAAGAAGAAGAAGAUAGAGACUCCUAUGAAUACAAAGUUAAAAUGUGGAGCUUGUGGCCAAGUUGGCCACAUGAGGACUAAUAAGGAAUGUCCUUUAUACAGUAAGAGUGGAAAUUUACCACCUGUACAGGUAGCCAUGACAGACGAGCAGAUUGAGGAGGAACAACAGAUCUUGCCCGAGGAUGAUCUCAUUAAAGUAGAGGGGACCAAGCUCAAACUGUCCAAGAAUCUCAUACAACAUGCUGAGGAAGUGAAGAGAAAAGCUUUAGUGUUGAAGUUCCCCAAACAAGUUGCCAAGUCUGAUAAGAAGAAAAGAUUAAGUACAAUCAUACAGAAUGAUUAUCUCAAGAGACCUAAACAGACAUCCAACAGAAGGAGAACUGACCCUGUCAUCACCAUGUCAACUAUCUAUGAACAUAUCCUCAAUGAGAUGAGAGAAAUGCCUAAUACCCAACCUUUCCUGUUUCCAGUCAGUACGAAGGAGGUUCCUGAUUAUUACAAGUUUGUUAAGAUUCCUAUGGACAUGCAGACUAUUAGAGACAACCUUAGAAGUAGGAAGUACCAUUCAAGAGAACAGUUUUUGGUGGACGUCAAUCAAAUUGUUGAGAACUGUAGACUUUAUAAUGGUCCUAAGAGUGCCUUGACACUGACUGCCCAAUGUAUGCUAGAUUUAUGUCUCAAAAGAUUUGCCGAGAAAGAAGAUAAGUUGAUGAGACUAGAGAAAGCCAUUAAUCCUUUGUUAGAUGAUAAUGAUCAAGUGGCAUUCUCAUUUAUCUUGGAGAGUGUUGUAGCCCAGAUGAAAGCUGUAGAAAAUUCUUGGCCAUUCCAUAAUCCUGUGAAUAAGAAGUUUAUCAAGGAUUACUAUGAGGUGAUUAAACAACCAAUGGAUCUACAGUCACUGAUGAAAAAAGUACAAGGUAAUAAGUACCAUUCACGAGACACCUUUAUAGACGACGUGGAAUUAAUGGUAACGAAUAGUAAACAGUACAAUGGGGUAGACAGUGCAAUAACUAAAACAGCUCAUACUCUGCUAGAUGUCUGUAAAAAGGCAUUGUCAGAUAAUGAUGAGAGUUUGUCUCAGAUGGAGGGUGACAUACAGGCUGCCCAGGAGGCUGCUUAUGAUGCUGCAGAUAUUGAUAGUAUAAUGACUGGUACCUCAGUAAACCAGGAGGAUAGCUUGAUGGAUAAUGAAAGUAUAGAUGACAACAGUAUAAGAGAGAAUAUAACAAUAGCAGAGGAUAUGUCAGAAGCAGAAUAUAUGAAAAGAUGGUCACUCAGUGAGGGCAAUACCACUGGACCACAUCAUGAAGAAUAUGAUUCAGAGUUUGUUGAUGUAGAAGGAGAUGAAAUGGAAUCAAGUCACAGAAGUAGAAGUUACAUGUCAGAAGACCACAGACAAAGCUCUAGUGCCGAAAAUGAGUCUUUAGCCAAAGACUUACAAAUUACUCCUGAUCAAUCUGAAGAUGAAAAUCUCUCAGGUGAGAGUGAUGGUGAAGAGAAAAUGGAUAUGAGUGGUGAAAAUCAACAAUUCUAUUCAGAACAGCAAUAUUAUGAUCAAGAGGGAGGAGCCUUCACUAUGCCAGGUAUUCAGGACGAGGAUGAGAAUAGUUUUGAUCCGUCAGACUUUUUCAUGCACAGUGCCUUAGCUACUGAGGCACAACAACAGUUACAACAAGGGGACAUUAAUGAAGAUCUGCAGGUGUCAGAUUCUGAUGAGGAGGAAAAUACAGCAGAUGGAGGAGAUGAUAAUGAAGGAUUUGAUAUUGACGAGUUUUUGAAAUGAUUUUAGUAAACUGUCAUUGUAAGAAAAUGGUGUAAAAAAGGUUGAUAGCACAUUAUAUUGACGAGUUUUUGAAAUGAUUUUAGUAAACUGUCAUUGUAAGAAAAUGGUGUAAAAAAGGUUGAUAGAACAUUAUAUUGACAAGUUUUUGAAAUGAUUUUAGUAAACUAUCAUUGUAAGAAAGUGGUGUAAUGAAUGCUUAUUGAGCAUUGAUACAGAUAUUAUACUGAAAGACAUGCUAAGUGACUAUUAUAUACAAGGUUGUAUGAGAAAUAUUCUUAUAAGUGUAUUUUUUGAAAAAUCAAGUUGCAUGCAAGUAUUAAGAUGUCCGUGAAUUUUUAUAUAAUUCAGGGCAUUUAAUGGAAUCAAGAUUUCAGUGAAUUUGUAAAAGAACUCGAUAAGGACUGCCCAAGUUUCUUGUGAACUUGGGUAAAUGAACUUGAUAUAAAAAUUCAAAAUUCAAGUGAAUUUGUGUAAAUGAAUGAAGUUUUAUGCUGGAAAUGAUCAGUAUAGAAUAAUGCUGUACUUUUUCAGGUUCUGAUCAUUUCAUUUUUCAUUAAAAGAUUGUAAAUAGUUGUUCAAUUACAUGUAUGUAUAGAAAAACAAUAGAGUGCUAUAUUAUGUUUCACCAGUUUCAGACAAUGUUUAUUUUUGUAGCAAACUGUCUUUAGUUCUAUUAUGUAAAUUAUGGUAAAUUGCUUAAUUUAAAAACAUAAAUCAUUGUA